This is a messenger RNA of Colletotrichum graminicola M1.001, 1689 nucleotides long. RefSeq names its product fungal specific transcription factor domain-containing protein. Gene Ontology annotation, molecular function: DNA binding; zinc ion binding. Gene Ontology annotation, biological process: DNA-templated transcription. Lineage: Eukaryota; Fungi; Ascomycota; Sordariomycetes; Glomerellales; Glomerellaceae. The record is from RefSeq and is a predicted model, not a curated record. Bases 1 to 1689 code for a protein of 562 amino acids. The transcript is spliced from 3 exons.
AUGGGACCAACGACGGCGGUAUCCAGCCCGACGCCAUCCUGGGUGAGCUAUGAGGAGACUCGUAAGCAGCUCACCUCGAGACCUCGCGGCAGAAUUGUUUACAACGAGGGCCGCGCGACAUUUAUGGAAAACCCAUUUAGAGGAGACAUUAUCGACCAUCUGCAAUCCGUAACAUUGAAUGCUGAUGGCAACGACACUGAGCAAUCGACUAAUCAGUCCACAUCUACCAGCGUCUCUGAUCAUGCUGAGACGGUUCAAGUGGAGUCCAUGGAUUUUGAUACCUUCACAUUGGGUCCCGUUGAGAUGCUCAGACUAUGGCAGGUUUUCUUGGAACGGGUGAAUCCCAUGACCAAGGUUGUACACGUUCCAAGUCUAGAGCCGCUGGUCUUCGAAGCCGUAACAGGCGGCAUAAACCUUAGCACCGACUUUAAAGCUCUUAUAUGUUGCAUCAAUGUCGUUGCGAUUAUGGCUUUGUCAGAGGCUGAGGCUAUCCAGAUGCUCGGCGCUGAAAAGAGCAGCGUGUUACGUCGUUCAACACUGACAAUGAAGAAGGCACUGGCUGAAACUGACUUUCUGAGAAAAUAUAACAUGAGGAUUCUACAGUGUCUUGUCCUGUACUUGGUUUCUGUUCAAGGACAACUCGACCGGCAUGCAGCAUGGGUUCUAACCGGAGCACUUGUCAGAAUAGCGCAAAGAAUGGGCCUUCACCGCGAUGGAGAGCUUCUAGGCUUAUCACCUUUCGAGACAGAAAUCAGACGGCGAAUAUGGUGGCAGAUCAUUUUACUGGAGUCGAAGUAUGCCGUUCUGGCGGGCUUCUGCGAUGCUAUCUUACCGCCUAACUGGAAUACCAAGCUGCCUUCUAACGUCAACGACGCCGAUCUCGUGCCAGGGUCCCUGGAACCCGUGAAGUCGCGCGAAGGGGCUACUGAGAUGGCCUUCUGUCUGAUGACUUACGAAUCUCGCUUGUUUUUCUACAAUAACCUGGUUCCCGAGUUUGAGGCAGCUAUAAUCGGCGGAGGCAACGUGAACACUGAGAAUUACAAACGAUUGGCCACACAAUCACUCGGCAAAUACCAAGAAAUCGUCGAGAAAUACGAAAAGGAACUGGCCACUGCUGAAAGAAAAUACACUGAUGCCAGCGCUGGCGGUAUUCAUCUGAUGGCGAGCAAGGUCCGCUCGCUCGUGGUACAGAGGUUACGCGACAUGAUACUCCACGCGCGAGAACCUUGGAACGAGGAAUUCGACGGGGAAGGUGGCCAUCGGUCAUUUUUCAGGGCCUGGGUCAUUUCUUUUGAAAACCACAUCAACUGGUAUGACGCGGCAGAUGACAAGUUCGCAUGGUACCACAAACUUCAUUUCGAGACAGAUGCCUUCUCUGCCAUGAUUGAGCUGCUCCAGUGGCAGCCGGUCGGGACAUUGGUGGAGAGAGCAUGGACUGUCAUCGACCGACUCUAUCAUUGCCACCAAGAUAUGUAUGACAUGAGCAAGAAGGAUAACCUCCAGCGGGCCGAAAAUCUUCUCGCCGGCUGGAGCAGACGGGAACUGGCGUUUCGUAGACUGGGAUUCUCGUGUAGUACUCCUUUUGUUGUGGCGAAGCUACGGACUUUUGAGGUGUUCAGACAGCAGCAGUCCAGCCUUCCAUUUGAGGAGUGGCCUGUACCGACGUCGGACAAGACAAUUUCCACCUAA